AGCUCGUGCCCACACCCCCUUCAACGCACAUCAUCACUCAGCUGCCAGCGCUCACAACUCCUCCAUCAGCUAGUUGCUGUGCUCCAAUCCGAUCCAAGAGGCAGAUGGGCUCCACGGACAUUGCCGACGAGGAGACAUGCCUGCACGCGCUGCAGCUAGUGUCGUCGGCCGUCCUGCCGAUGACGCUCAGGACUGCCAUCGAGCUGGGCCUGCUCGAGACCCUCGUGGGCGCCGGCGGCAAGGCCCUCACUCCCAAGGAGGUGGCCGCGAAGCUGCCGUCCAAGGCCAACCCGGCCGCGGCGUCCAUGGUCGAUCGCUUGCUGCGGCUGCUUGCCUCCUACAACGUCGUGUCGUGCGUGGUGGAGGAGGGCGAGGACGGCAGCCUGUCCCGCCGGUACAGCGCCGCGCCGGUGUGCAAGUGGCUCACCCCCAACAAGGAUGGCGUCUCCAUGGCGCCGUUCCACCUCCUCGCCAACGACAAGCUCUUCAUGCACGCCUGGAGCUACAUGACGGACGCGGUCCUUGAGGGUGGCAGCCCGUUCAAUAGGGCGUUCGGGACACCUUCCUGGUUCGACUACGCCGGCACGGACGCGCGCUUCAACAGCGUCUUCAAUGAGGCCAUGAAGCAGCACUCCGUCAUCCUCACCGAAAAGCUCCUCGAGCUCUACACGGGCUUCGACGGCGUCCGCACCCUCGUCGAUGUCGGCGGCGGCCUUGGCUCCACCAUCCACGCCAUCACCUCCAGGUACCCGACCAUUCAUGGGAUCAACUUCGACCUCCCCCACGUCAUCUCCGAGGCGCCAGCCUACCCCGGCGUGCAUGUGCAGCACGUGGGUGGUGACAUGUUCGAGGAGGUACCCUCCGGCGAUGCCAUUCUCAUGAAGUGGAUCCUCAACUGCUGGGGCGACCACCACUGCGCCAGGCUGCUCAAGAACUGCUACGACGCGCUGCCGCUGCAUGGGAAGCUCAUCAGUGUCGAGUGCAUCCUGCCGGUGAACCCGGACGCCACGAACAGCGCGCAGGGGUUGAUCGGCGUCGACGUGUGCCUGCUCGCGUACAGCCCUGACGGCAAGGAGAGGUAUGAGAGGGAGUUCGUGGAGCUCGCCAAGGGCGCCGGGUUUACCAGCGUCAAGUCCACCUACAUCUACGCCAACUUCUGGGCCAUCGAGUACACCAAGUAGCUGCCGCCGGGCAGGCUUCGGCCUCCAUCUACAUAAUAAAUUAAAAUAUUCUACCUAAAGUUUCCAUCCUGUGUUUCUCUGCCGGCACUAGACCAAGGUGUCUCUUGUAACUGCCACCUCCAUGUUAUUUACAAGAAUAAAAUAGAGAAACACCAGCCGUUUGGCUCUCUCAUGA
This is a messenger RNA of Panicum hallii, 1356 nucleotides long. RefSeq names its product flavone O-methyltransferase 1-like. Lineage: Eukaryota; Viridiplantae; Streptophyta; Magnoliopsida; Poales; Poaceae. The coding region runs from base 105 to 1181 and encodes 358 amino acids. Gene Ontology annotation, molecular function: O-methyltransferase activity; protein dimerization activity; S-adenosylmethionine-dependent methyltransferase activity. The record is from RefSeq and is a predicted model, not a curated record. Gene Ontology annotation, biological process: methylation. The transcript has a single exon.